This is a messenger RNA of Branchiostoma belcheri (Belcher's lancelet), 985 nucleotides long. RefSeq lists its product as uncharacterized. Bases 163 to 882 code for a protein of 239 amino acids. The transcript is spliced from 8 exons. NCBI's taxonomy places the organism in Eukaryota, Metazoa, Chordata, Leptocardii, Amphioxiformes, Branchiostomatidae. The record is from RefSeq and is a predicted model, not a curated record.
GGUAUUUUACAUGUUUAACGCCCUACUGGUCGCGUGUUGUGCAGGUACAUAACAACCUGCCCAACAGCUUUCCGUAUCUGACAGCUCAAAACCUCGCACGCAAGGCGACAGAAGGAACUACCAAGCUUGCUGAGAAUCUACGACCAGUUGAGAGGACAAAAAAUGGCCAACAGGUUACGUUCUACCUUCCUGGCGACGGCAGCACUGGUGGUACUGCUGGCGUUCUUUACCGGCACAUCUGCACAAACAUCUGCAGCCCCCAGCACUGCAGCAGCCGGAGGUUCUACUGCAGCCCCGACCACCCCUCCCAUGACCAAGAUGCGGUACGAAGUCGUGAUGGUGUUUGAGGCAAGCUCCAUCUGGGCAAUCAUUCUCAUGCUCACUAUUCUCGUCGCAGACGCAUGCUUGAGCUACGGUGUGGUGAAGCAUGUGGCGAGUAUCGGGCCGCUGUUCGGGAUGCUCAUCGCAGGAGCCGCGCUCACUAUGGCACCUCUUCUUGGAGGAAGCAGCCAACAGGAAGGAUUUAAUACCAUCAUGAUCCAGGGUAGCAUUGUGGCAGCGCUGUUUUUCUUCGCCGCUUUUGGUGGAUUCAAAUCCAAGAAAUACAUCGGAACACCUGACUGCAAAGCCGGGCGUGACCUGCCGUACACCACCCUGUCCCUGCUGUGCUCCUGCGGGGUGAUGCCCGCCAUCUCAGGGACCAUCACUGCCGCUACGAACGUCACACCAGGUUACCAGUGGCCCGGCAUGAUCAUGGGCAGCAUCUGUGUCGGCCUGAUGACGACCAACAUGAUCUGGUACAUCACCCGCGCUGUUACAGCCAAAAACAGGGUCGCAAGAGUUGCUGAGACUGCUAAUAAUGUCAGCAUGACGGCCAAGUAGUGAGUGAAACAAGAAAAUGGAGAGAUGUAAAAAUGAAGCCUCAUCCUUCCACAAAGUCCAGUUUCAUCCACCCACCCCUCCAUCCAUCCAUCCUUCUCUACCU